CUCACAGGCUCCGGGACCUGCCCCGGGGGCGGGCGGGCGGCGGAACGCGUUGCGCGGGGCCUCGUUGCGCGGGGAAGGCUGCGCGGCGGCACCAGCGGCCAUGGCGGUGGACAUCACCCUGCUCUUCAAGGCCAGCGUGAAAACGGUGAAAACCCGCAACAAGGCGCUGGGAGUGGCGGCCGGGGACAGCGCCAGGGAUGAGCUGCUCAAGCGCGGAGCUGCCCGCUCCAAGAGCGACUUCACUGGCCGGGCACGAGAGGUGAUUUCCAAUAUUGGGAAGCUGAAAGAUUUUCUUCUGCAGCACAGAAAGGAUUACAUUAAUGCUUACAGCCAUAUUAUGUCUGAAUACGUGAGGAUGACUGAUACAGAACGUGAUCAGAUAGAUCAAGAUGCUCAGAUAUUUAUGAGGACAUGUGCAGAUGCCAUCCAUCAGCUGAGAACAGAAGCACACAAGGAUGUCCAGUCUUCUCAGGUGAAGGAGCACAGAACAGCUGUCUUAGACUUCAUUGAAGAUUACUUAAAAAGAGUGUGUAAGCUGUAUUCUGAACAAAGAGCCAUCCGAGUUAAGCGACUGAUAGAUAAGAAGAGACUGUCCAGACUUGAACCUGAGCAAAGCAACAUUUCCAAAACACCUCUUUCUCCUGAAAAAAAUUCACAGAAUCCUUUAGAUGAUUCUGAAGAAAAACUUUCUUCAGAGGAAAGCAAAGACAGGAAUCUGCCUGAUGCUCAGUCUAACCUUGGAUUAUGGGGGGAUGGCAAAGGAGAAGAUGAACUGUCACCUGAAGAAAUACAAAUGUUUGAACAGGAGAACCAGAGGCUUGUUGGUGAAAUGAAUAAUCUGUUUGAUGAAGUCAGGCAAAUUGAAGGAAAAGUGGUAGAAAUCUCCAGAUUACAAGAGAUAUUCACUGAAAAAGUCUUGCAACAGGAAACUGAUAUUGACAAUAUCCAUCAAUUAGUUGUGGGUGCAACAGAGAAUAUCAAAGAAGGCAAUGAAGACAUAAGAGAGGCCAUCAAAAACAAUGCUGGAUUUAGAGUAUGGAUCCUCUUUUUCCUUGUGAUGUGUUCAUUUUCCUUGCUUUUCCUGGACUGGUAUGAUAAUUAAAAAUAUAAAAUUGUCUUCAUGCUUCAUAAAGCUUUUGACAUUUUUUUCCUAUGGAAGGGGGUAUAUGACAUACCUGUAUAUUUUAUGUAUUUUUUUGUGCUGCUGUGAUGGAAAUAUUUUCCAACAAAUAAGCACAUGCAUAUGUUCGUUGCCGCAGAGGGAGACGAUAGCAUUCAUUUUAUCAAAUGUGAAACCACACUGAAUCCUGCACACUUCAACCUUUGAAAGAGCUGGUAAGAAAGGUACAAGCUGGAGCAUAGCUAAAGGGGUAAAAAAUAGAUAAGUAAAUAAAAAGUUGUUAUUGUCAUUCACCUACAAUACUUAAAGUCCAGCUCUCAGUGCGCAGAACAGGUCAAGAGAAAAUUGUUGUUGUGCAAAAGCAUCUACACUCUUUCAGGCUUUUAUUUAAUCACUCCACUUCAGUACACAGUGAUCAUUUUGCAGAUGUAUGACCUCUAUUUCUAAUUCUUGACAACUAUUUUAGCAAUCACGAUGAUUUAAAAAUUAAAAAAAAAAUAAAAGCUAACAAGCUUUACUUGGGGGUGCAAAGAGAUAAUAAUAGUGCCGAUUGUGAAAUGGAGGUUCUGAGACAUCAGAACAAAGCCAAAGGACAGACAAUAUUAAAGGCAAACUCUUUGAAGUACUAAAAUUGGAAGCAAUUUGGUAACCAAAAAAAGGGGUCUCAAAACCAACUGUAGAUAAGAAUCAAACAUGUUAAGUCAGAGGGAAAAACUGCUUUUGACUCUUGACUUAAUUGCAAAGCAAUCAGUGUCCUACAUCCUAGGCUUGGUAUUUUUUUAAAUGUUCACUGUCAUGAGAGCAGUCAGUUCUUUCCCAUCAGUAUUUACUUGUGCAUUGAAGCUGUUUAUUGUGCUAUAUUUAAGGGGAGGAAGAUGUAUCAUGAAUCAUUUCUAUGUAGGACAGUCUUGGGAAAGAGAUCUUUUUUAUCUUGUAAAAUCUGAAUGGCCUCCGUAAAAAAAUACGGUGAUAAAUGUGUUUUGCUAUCUCUCUUCUGACUUGUGUAUACCUAUACAUUAUAUGCAACAAGCUGUAUCAUUCUUUACUCUGCACAGAGUGAAAAUGUCAAAAGUUAGAUAUUACAUCCAAUAGAGCAUCUGCCUACAAGAAAAUACAAACACGUAGUUUUGGGUAUGUGAAUAUGUGGCCUGUAGUUUUGAAAUGUGAAGGAAACUUUGGCACGUAACUUAUUGCUUUUAUGCAUUCCACAUACCCUGACUUAAUAAAAAUUCUUUUACAGAUAUCACUUGCAUACUUCAUAUCAAAUCUAUAGAACUAAGUAAUAAUGGUUAUUUUUACUGUAUUGCUUAAAAAAAA
Oxyura jamaicensis (ruddy duck) is the source of this 2437-nucleotide messenger RNA. It is a transcript of the gene STX18, whose product is annotated as syntaxin 18. The record is from RefSeq and is a predicted model, not a curated record. The transcript has 11 exons. Gene Ontology annotation, cellular component: SNARE complex; membrane; endoplasmic reticulum. NCBI's taxonomy places the organism in Eukaryota, Metazoa, Chordata, Aves, Anseriformes, Anatidae. Gene Ontology annotation, molecular function: SNAP receptor activity. Gene Ontology annotation, biological process: retrograde vesicle-mediated transport, Golgi to endoplasmic reticulum; intracellular protein transport. The coding region runs from base 101 to 1102 and encodes 333 amino acids.